Molecule: messenger RNA, 498 nt
Organism: Dovyalis caffra
Lineage: Eukaryota; Viridiplantae; Streptophyta; Magnoliopsida; Malpighiales; Salicaceae
Source: the annotation of a GenBank genome assembly
AUGGAGCAGCAGCCUCAGCAACAGAACCAGUUAAUGGUGCAAAACUCAGGCAGCCUUAGCUUUAGCAGCCAAAUGUCUAAAGAAGAUGAAGAGAUGUCAAGGUCUGCUCUCUCUACUUUUAGAGCCAAAGAAGAAGAGAUCGAGAAGAAGAAAAUGGAGGUCAGAGAGAAGGUUCAAGCUCAGUUGGGUCGUGUUGAGGAGGAGACCAAACGUUUAGCCACGAUUCGUGAGGAGCUUGAAGCGCUGGCAGAUCCCAUGAGGAAGGAAGUUGCUCUUGUCCGCAAGAAGAUCGAUGCAGUGAACAAAGAAUUGAAGCCACUAGGACAUACUGUGCAGAAGAAGGAGAAAGAAUACAAGGAUGCCCUUGAGGCUUUCAAUGAUAAGAACAAGGAUAAAGUACAGCUCAUAACCAAAUUAAUGGAGCUGGUGAGUGAAAGUGAGAGGUUGAGGCUGAAAAAGCUGGAGGAGCUGAGUAAGAACAUCGACUCCAUGCACUGA